Molecule: messenger RNA, 1020 nt
Organism: Aspergillus affinis
Lineage: Eukaryota; Fungi; Ascomycota; Eurotiomycetes; Eurotiales; Aspergillaceae
Product: putative short-chain dehydrogenase/reductase
Exons: 1
Coding region: 1-1020 (339 amino acids)
Source: RefSeq, a predicted model, not a curated record
AUGACAGUGUCACCAAGUCCCUAUGCCGACGCGCAUGUCGAUCCCCAAGGAGCCGGAGAUGCACGACCAACCGCCCUUCAGAUCAUCCAGAAUGAGUCCAUGGAAAGCAAGCUUGACGGCAAGGUUAUUGUCCUCACCGGUGCGACGUCGGGCAUCGGUCUCGAAACUGCCCGCGCCUUGUCUGCCACUGGAGCGACCUUGUUCUUACCGGCUCGCGAUCUGGGAAAGGCCCAGAGGACUCUAUCGACCAUCCUGGAACCAGGCCGUGUUUCCCUCGUCGAGAUGGACGUCAACUCGUUUGCGAGCAUUCGGGUGGCAGCGGCGGAGAUCCUGUCUGCCUCACAGAAUCAGGUCAACAUCCUCAUCAACAACGCCGCGGUGAUGGGCAUCCAGGAACGCCAGAUGACUGAGGAUGGCCAUGAGACGCACUUCAUGACUAACUAUCUUGGUCCUUUCCUUCUGUUCCAGCUGCUGAAGCCCGCCCUGCUGGCCAGCGCCUCACUCGACUUCAACUCUCGGGUCGUUAACGUGUCCUCGUCCGCGCACCGCUCCUGCACUCUGAUGGACAGUGAUGAUUACGAUUUCCAAAAAAGCGACUACAGCCAUGAGCUGGCAUAUGCCAACUCCAAGUUAGCCGUCAUCUACAUGGCCAACGAGAUCGAUCGUCGCUACGGUUCCAAAGGCCUCCAUGCCACCAGUCUCCACCCUGGGGCCAUAAACACGGAAAUAUCCCGAAACAUGGGCCCUGGAUUUGUGGAAGCGAUCAUGAGCAGCCCAGUGGUUCUUAAGAUCCUGAAGUCCCCAGAGCAGGGAGCAGCGACGACGGUCCUGGCCUCGGUUGGAAAAGAGUGGGAGAACAAGGGAGGGAAGUAUCUGGAGGAUUGCCAGGAGGCAAAACGAGGAGAAGAUGAUAAUCAGGUAUUUGGGCUUGGAUAUGUGCGUCAGACGUAUGAUCUCAAGGAGGAGGAGCGCCUGUGGAAAGACUCGUUGAAGCUGGUGGGUGUGAGCGAUGAUCUUUGA